Messenger RNA from Castor canadensis (American beaver), 3663 nucleotides. The record is from RefSeq and is a predicted model, not a curated record. Lineage: Eukaryota; Metazoa; Chordata; Mammalia; Rodentia; Castoridae.
UGGAGCAUGGAGUGCUUGGCAGCCUUGGGGCAUAUGCAGUGAAAGUUGUGGAAAAGGUACCCAGACGAGAAUGCGACUUUGCAAUAACCCACCACCAUCAUUUGGUGGAUCCUACUGCAAUGGAAUAGAAACCCAGGUGCAAGUGUGCAAUGAAAGACACUGCCCAGUUGAUGGCAAAUGGGCCCCUUGGGAAAGUUGGAGUGCCUGUACUGUGUCCUGUGGAGGAGGUGCCAGACAGAGAACAAGGGACUGCUCUGAGCCUGUUCCCCAGUAUGGAGGAAGAAGGUGUGAAGGGAGUGAUAUCCAGAGUGAUUUUUGCAAUAAUGACCCUUGUCCAACCCAUGGUAACUGGAGUCCUUGGAGUGGCUGGGGAACGUGCAGCCGCACGUGUAAUGGAGGGCAGAUGAGGCGAUACCGUACCUGCGAUAACCCUCGUCCUUCCAAUGGAGGAAGAGCUUGUGGGGGGCCAGACACCCAGAUCCAGAGGUGCAGCACUGACAUGUGUCCUGUGGAUGGAAGUUGGGGAAACUGGAAGAGUUGGAGCCAGUGUUCUGCCUCCUGUGGAGGAGGUGAAAAGACUCGGGAAAGGCUGUGUGACAAUCCAGUGCCAUCUAAAAGUGGUCGUUCCUGUCCAGGAGAUGCUACUCAGGUGUCCAGAUGCCACAUACAAGCAUGUCCAGGUGGGCCCCAGCGAGCCAGAGGAAGUGUUAUUGGAAAUAUUAAUGAUGUUGAAUUUGGAAUUGCUUUCCUUAAUGCCACAAUAACAGAUAGCCCUAACUCUGACACUAGAGCAAUACACGCCAGAAUUACCAAUGUGCCUCGCAGUCUGGGUCCAGCAAUGAGAAAGAUCAUUUCUAUUCUAAAUCCCAUUUAUUGGACAACAGCAAAAGAAACAGGAGAAGCAGUCAAUGGCUUUACCCUCACCAAUGCAGUCUUCAAAAGAGAGACACAAGUGGAAUUUGCAACUGGAGAAAUCUUGCGUAUGACUCACAUUGCCCGGGGCUUGGACUCCCAUGGUGCUUUGCUGCUCGAUGUCGUUGUGAGUGGCUAUGUCCUGCAGCUUCAGUCACCUGCUGACGUCAGCGUGAAGGAUUACACAGAGGACUACAUUCAGACAGGUCCUGGGCAGCUCUAUGCCUACUCAACCCGGCUCUUCACCAUCGAUGGCAUCAGUGUCCCAUACACGUGGAACCACACUGUUUUCUACGAUCAGGCACGGGGAAGAAUGCCUUUCUUGGUAGAAACACUUCACGCGUCCUCUGUGGAAUCGGACUAUAACCAGUUAGAAGAGACACUGGAUUUCAAAAUCCAUGCUUCAAUUUCCAAAGGAGAUCGUAGUAAUCAGUGCCCCUCUGGGUUUGCUUUAGAUGUCGUUGGACCCUUCUGUGCUGAUGAAGAUGAAUGUGUAGCAGGGAAUCCCUGCUCCCAUACCUGCCACAAUGCCAUGGGAACCUAUUAUUGCUCCUGUCCCAAAGGUCUCACCAUAGCUGCAGAUGGAAGAACUUGUCAAGAUAUUGACGAAUGUGCUUUGGGUGGACACACCUGCCACUCUGGUCAGGACUGUGACAACACCAUUGGAUCCUAUCGUUGUGUGGUCCGUUGUGGAAUUGGCUUUCGAAGAACUUCUGAUGGUCUGAGUUGUCAAGAUAUUAAUGAAUGUCAAGAGUCCAGUCCCUGUCACCAGCGCUGCUUCAAUGUCAUAGGCAGUUUCCACUGUGGAUGUGAACCUGGUUAUCAGCUGAAAGGCAGAAAAUGCAUGGAUGUGAACGAGUGUAGACAGAAUGUGUGCAGACCAGAUCAGCACUGUAAGAAUACCCGAGGUGGCUACAAGUGCAUUGAUCUUUGUCCAAAUGGAAUGACCAAGGCAGAAAAUGGAACCUGCAUUGACAUUGAUGAAUGUAAAGAUGGGACCCAUCAGUGCAGAUAUAACCAGAUAUGUGAGAAUACAAGAGGCAGCUAUCGCUGUGUGUGCCCUAGAGGUUUCCGGUCUCAAGGCAUUGGAAGACCCUGCAUGGAUAUUGAUGAAUGUCAAAACAGAGACACCUGCCAGCAUGAGUGUAAAAAUACCAUUGGAAGCUACCAGUGUAUCUGCCCACCUGGUUAUCAGGUCAUGCUCAACGGAAAGACAUGUCAAGAUAUUGAUGAGUGUCUGGAGCAGAACAUACGCUGUGGGUCGAAUCGCAUGUGUUUCAACAUGAGAGGAAGCUACCGGUGCAUCGACACGCCCUGUCCACCCAACUACCAACGGGACCCUGUGGCAGGGUUCUGCCUCAAGAGCUGUCCACCCAAUGAUCUGGAAUGUGCCUUGAGCCCAUAUGCCUUGGAGUAUAAGCUUGUCUCCCUCCCGUUUGGAAUAGCUGCCAAUCAAGAUUUAAUCCGGCUGGUUGCAUACACACAGGAUGGAGUGAUGCAUCGCAGGACAACUUUCCUCACGGAAGAUGAGGAACAGACUGUCCCUUUUGCCUUAAGGGAUGAAAACCUGAAAGGAGUGGUGUUCACUACUCGACCACUACGGGAGCCAGAGACCUACCGCAUGAGGGUGCGAGCUGUAUCCUACAGCGCCAACGGGACCGUGGAGUACCAGACCACGUUCAUAGUUUAUAUAGCUGUGUCUGCCUAUCCGUACUGAGCUGCUGCCCAGGACCUGCUCCCAUAUUUAAACCACAGUCAGGCAAAAAGUGUCCCAUCCGGGUUACUAUCGUGAACAGCUGCAGCAUUGGCAGUUUGAAAAUGCUGCUACAUGCUCUGUUUUCUGUGCCUUCCUCGGUACUGCUGAGGGAUUUUUAAGAUCCCACUCUGGUCAUUGUCUCUUAGGAAGGUCUAGAAGAGUCCCUUAUUAUUUUUGUUAUUUAUUACACUGGAGCAGUUACUUCCCAAAGAUUAUUCUGAACACCUAGCAAGGACAUAUCAGUGAUAUUUUAUAGUAGCAUAGUAGCUAAGAUUAUUUUCCUGAAAAAAAUAAAACAAAAAGCAACUAAUCCCCAGUACAACAGAGUUUUCAGCAUUUGACUGUUUUUAGAAUAAAAAAACCUAGUUGCUAUGUAUUUUGAUAAAAACGUAUAAGGUUUUCUUAGAUAUUGGUUCUUUAAAAUAGGAUUUUUAUGUCUUCUUUGGUUUUAAGGAGAAAAAAAAGAAAUACCACUCCUUUUAAAAAUGUACUACAGCUACUAGAAGGUUUGUUGGAUCCCAAAUGAUGGUCAUAUUGAUUUAACAUCCAAAGCAAGGAUAUUAUUUUCAGUGAUUUUGUGAAAUCAUCUGAAUCACUUAUGAUAAUACAAAAAAAUGACUUUGUCCUCAAAUGAUUGUCCAUGGCAUAGUUCUUUGUGCUAACAUUUUGAUAUAACCAUCUAUCCACUUAGCUCCAUAACUUUUAGAUAGCUUAUUUUUUAUUUUUCUGUCAAGUAAAACAAUUUUUAGAAAUAUCAAUAGGGCAGGUUUCUUUCUUUCUUUUUUUUUUUAAUCUCGUAUGUCCACAUUAACAUGUUAAACGUGCAUACACUGUACAUGGUGGUAACAGACUCUGUAAGCAAUUGACAAGAUGUAUUCUAUUUUUAUGAAGUGUAUAUACAUUAUCUUAGUGUGUAUUUUCUAUAUAAUAUCUUGAUGGUCUCUUUUAUAAAAUUAUUUUAUAAAAAAUAUUACAGUAAAAUCAGCCUAAAUAAA